UUUCUUUCCCACACAACAUCCCAAUUGAAGAUGGAAGAAGAUCACCCAAACCCCUCUUCCUCAUCUCAGACUAUAAUCAUAACUGCACUCUCAUCUCUUUCCCCUUCCCACCUCUCUCAUCUCACCCACCACCUCUCCUCCGUCUUCCACCACCACUCCCGCCGCGUCUCCGCCCUCCUCUCCUCCCCCAUCCUCUUCUCCCUCACUCUCCACCACCUCCACACCCUCUCCCUCCACCACAAAUCUCUCCUCAUCUCCCGCCACCUCCUCUCCAAUCUCUCCCUCCUCGCCAAUUACAUCCACGGCCACGGAUCACCGCAACCCCCCACCGCCCCCAUGAUGAAGCUCCGCGACCUCGACGUCCUCCUCCUCCUCCUCCUCCUCUGCGAGCUCCACCAGCACGACCCCCACGCGCUCGACUCGCCGCCGUCACGGUGGCGCGUCGAGCUCUGCCGUCACGCGACUAAAAGCGCGUUGAGCCUCUCCAACAUGGGCGUUUCCAAUUGCGAAAUUCUAAUCAAGUACGUAGAGCUCGUGGCUAAGUGUAGGAACUUUGUUAACGCGAUGGGCUGCGGCGGGGACGGGAAGGACGGCAGAGAAGUGUCGGCGUCGGUGGCGGCCGUGGUGGCGCUGCCGUCCGUGGAAGUGAGCGCGAGUGGGUGGGAGUGUGUGAUAUGUAAGGAGGAGAUGAGAGAAGGAAGAGAUGUUUGUGAACUGCCAUGUCAGCAUUUGUUUCAUUGGAUUUGUAUAUUGCCUUGGCUUAGGAAGAGGAAUACGUGCCCCUGUUGCCGGUAUAAGCUCCCCACCGACGACGUUUCCGGCGAGAUUGAACGGUUGUGGGCGAUUUUUGCUGCUAAAACUGGUGGUGCAUAGCUAUAUAUGCCACUGUGCAGUGGCAAAUUAAACUAAUUAAUUUAGUACAAAUCUUUGUUGAUCUCAAAAUAAUUCUCAAGUGUGGACGUAUCUGGCUACUACGUACACUCCAUUAUAGCCAUAAUUGCAUUUUAAUUUCCCAAUCCAAUUUUUUUUUUUUGGGUGAUAA
This is a messenger RNA of Ipomoea triloba (trilobed morning glory), 1042 nucleotides long. Its product is annotated as E3 ubiquitin-protein ligase SGR9, amyloplastic. Bases 31 to 873 code for a protein of 280 amino acids. The record is from RefSeq and is a predicted model, not a curated record. Gene Ontology annotation, cellular component: cytoplasm. Gene Ontology annotation, biological process: protein ubiquitination. The transcript has a single exon. Gene Ontology annotation, molecular function: ubiquitin protein ligase activity. NCBI's taxonomy places the organism in Eukaryota, Viridiplantae, Streptophyta, Magnoliopsida, Solanales, Convolvulaceae.